This is a messenger RNA of Penicillium riverlandense, 582 nucleotides long. RefSeq lists its product as uncharacterized. The record is from RefSeq and is a predicted model, not a curated record. Lineage: Eukaryota; Fungi; Ascomycota; Eurotiomycetes; Eurotiales; Aspergillaceae. The transcript is spliced from 2 exons. Bases 1 to 582 code for a protein of 193 amino acids.
AUGAUGCUAUUGAAACAAUUCACUGCGGUCGUGCUUUUCGCUGUCGCUGAGACCCUCGCAUCAUCCCAAUUUUCCGACCCACAAGACCCUUCAACCGUGAUAAUCAAGCAACCCGAUGAAGGUGCUGCCAGUAUUGUUAAAGCGUCAUAUGGCGAUGAUAUCGACUAUUGUUUUGCUCAGCUCUCCGGCGCCUGGGGCUGCUACGGUAUAAGUGACUCUCCUCUCGGUAGAUAUCAGGAUGGUGCCUGCGUCCCCCUUAAGGAGGGCAAUACCUAUGAAAUCUCUACAAUCUGCAACUCUGCCAAGAUCUCUCUCUUCUAUCAUGACAUUCCUGGUGAAGACGUUCAGUCUGUUGAACCAGUCGACGUCGAUUUCAACUGGGUCCUCGACUCUCCAAAGGCCGGCUUCCUAUACUUCGCCGAUGCCAAUAAGCGGGGGGAGAUUUGGUCACCAUUCCAACUACAAGACGCUCAAAUGCCAACGAGCUACAAGCUGGCGCCGGCUACUCCUGUAUAUCUCUAUUUUCCCCAGCCGAGCUCCCAUUCUCAAGAGACUUGGUCUCACCAUAAUGACUUGGUAUGA